UUAUGAAUGGACGAGACUGAAAAUACAUUCGACACCGGCGGAGUUGAGUUACAGGGCACGAUGGCUGCGGACAGUGCCUUGCUGCUGUCUCUGGUGGAGGAAUAUGUCUCAGGACUACAGGACAGCAAGGCCAAAGAUACAGCAAAAGGUGUCAAAGAUGGACAGUUUACAGUACUGCAGCUAGUGGAAGCACUGGGACUGAGUCUGACCAGCUCUCAGCCUCACACUCGUGCCAGAGGAGUGCAGCUUCUCUCUGAGGUUUUACAGGAGUGUUAUGGAGGUCUUACUGAGAGAGAAGUGGAAGUGCUCAUCGCCUUCUAUGAAAACCGCCUAAAGGACCAUUACGUCAUCACGCCGCCUGUUUUACAGGGGCUCAGAGCGCUGACAAAAUGUACGGUGUUGCCUCCUGGCUCAGCCGUGUCCAUGCUGAGGUCUUUGUUCCAAGAUGUUCAUGUUCAGUCUUUGAUGCUGGCAGAGAGAGCUUGUGUCUACCACAUGCUCAUCAACCUCAUGGAGACCAGAGAAGCCGAACUAAAGGGUUUGGGCGCAGACUUUGUGUUUGGUUUCGUCCAGUCAAUGGACGGAGAGAGGGAUCCUCGCAACCUCCUGUUAGCCUUCCAGGUUGCCAAGAACAUCAUCCACCGAGGUUAUGAACUAGGUAAAUUCACAGAAGAGCUGUUCGAGGUGACGUCCUGCUAUUUCCCCAUCAACUUCACCCCUCCUCCCAAUGACCCCCACAGCAUCACCAGGGAGGAGCUCGUCCAGAUGCUGAGGGACGUCCUCACUGGGACGCCACAGUUUGCUGAGUUUCUGUUACCUCUCAUCAUUGAGAAGCUGGACUCAGAUGUUCUGAGUGCAAAGCUGGACUCGCUGCAGACUCUGACUGCUUGUGUGUCACAAUAUGAACAUAAGGACUUGGCAGAGUUCCUCGAGGGACUGUGGGUGUCACUGCGCAGAGAGGUGUUUCAGACAUCUAGUGAGAAGAUUGAGUCUGCUGGCCUCGCUGCUCUUACCGCACUCACUUCCUGCCUGUCUCGCUCAGUCCUUAACUCUGACUCUGAAGACUCCCUCUGCACCUUCCUGGAUCUCGUUCUCAAAGACUGCAGACAUCACCUAUGUGAGCCGGACCUGAAGCUCGUGUGGCCCAGCGCCAAGCUGCUACAGGCCGCCUGCAGCGCCUCCAGCAGGGCGAGCCACAUCAUAACAUCGGCUGUCAUGCCCUCUCUCAUCGAGCAGUACAACAGCAAAACAGAGGGUGUUUUCAGCUCUGACAGAGACUAAUGCCAGUCUGCAGAUCACAGCCACCUCUGCGCUCACCUCGCUAGCACAACAAACAGGUCUGCUGCUGGACUCCGAUAUCGAGCUGGCUGUAGAUCACCUGACCAGACUGUUGCUGACGGAGGAGGACAACAGAGUCAGUCUUGCUGUGGUUGAGUGUGUCGGAGCCCUAGCAGAGUUGCACCCAGCAGCCUUUAUCGCUAAACUGAUCCCAAGACUAAAGAAGGAAAUGUUUACAGAGCCAAUGGAUCAAGACAACAACAACAGAGAAGCUUCUGAGCAGCAGACCCGUCAUGCAGUGCGCCAGCGUUGUAUGUCUGCUCUGGCUGCGAUGUCCACCCAACCCAGUGUCGUCCAGGAGAGCACACCUGUCCUCUUGGAGGUCCUGAGCUCAGCACACACAGGUAGUGUUGGUUUCUCAGUGGAGGAGGUGGUGGCGGCGUGUCACAGCCUCCAGAGAAUAGCAGAGCAGGUUCAGGACACAGAGGAGACGGGACGAUGCUUCCAUGACGUCAUCAUCCCGCGCCUGCUGUCUCUGGCUCUCCAGGCAGCACUGCAGGGUGAGGGGUCAUCUGGUCGCCGUAGUCCUCUUUUGGAGGAGGUGGUCCUGUCUGCCAUGGUCCCCGUCAUCAGUACUUCCUGCUCCAGGCUACAGCCCACGUUGGCGGGACAGACGGCGUCGAGGGCUGUGUCUCUCUUCCUGGAUGGUGAUGUUUCCUUUUUACCCGACAACUCCUUCCCUUCACACAUCGGGCUGCUCAAGAAGCAGCAGGGGGACUCAUGGAGCCAGUCCCAGAUGGUUUGUCUGCUCAUGGGAUGUGUGUGUUCGUUACCUCGCAGUGUGGAGGUGCCUCAGAUGGAUCAGCUGCUGUCACAGCUGGAGGAGAUGAGCUGCACCUGCAGCCACCCGCUGUCGUACACCUCGGCUGCAAAGUGCUUCGCUGGCCUGGUUAAUAAGAGAGCACAGGGUGAUUCUCUCGACAGCCUAAUUCAGAGCACGAUGAAGAGAGUGUGUAGUGAGUUGGACUCUGCGUCUUCAUCUCUACGCAUUCAGGCUUUCACCCACAUGAUCUGGGUUGCCAAGGCUCUGCUUCUCAGAUACCACCCUAUGUUCACAGCACUGACUGACAAGCUCUUCUCUCUGCUCGACGACGCUGACCUCGGUGCGAUGGCAGCAGACGGCUUCUCGCUGCUGAUGAGCGACUCUCCCGACGUCCUGAACCGCGAUUGCCACGCCGAUGUUCGUAUCAUGUACCGUCAGCGCUUCUUCAGCGAGAAUUCGGUCAAGUUGGUCCAGGGCUUCAACGCUGCGCCGCAAGAGAAGAAGCCCAACUACCUGAAGGCUCUGUCUAACAUAGUCAACAAACUGCCCAAGCAGGUUCAAGUCACUGAACUACCAGCGCUCCUGUCUCUGCUGUUGGAGGCCUUGUCAUGUCCGGACCGGGGCGUCCAGCUCUCCACCCUGUCCUGUCUGGAGCCUGUCCUUGUCGACCCACCACCAGCGCUCAUACAGCAGCUAGAGGCUCUGGUCGGCAGGCUGCUGCCCCUCACCUCCAGUCCAUCCAUGAACGUAAGGAUCGCCUCAUUGCGGUGCAUCCAUGCUGUUUCCCUCUUCCCCGUUCAUGAGGUGUUGCCGUUUCGGGCCCGAGUGCUGCGAGCUCUGGCCCGGCCUCUGGACGACAAGAAGAGGCUGGUGAGGAGCGAGGCGGUUCAGGCAAGAGCAGAGUGGUUCCUGAUGGGAAGUCCUGGGGGAAGGUGAUUUACUCCUAUCCCAUCUUCCCUAAACUUGGAAGAACACAGAUGAGGGAAGAUCGGACUCCAGGACCAGGUACCAAGUAUCAAAGCUGUGCAGGCCACACAACAGCUCCCUCUCCCGGCCCCACACCCCCCACUCGUCUUUGGAUCUUCCAGAAUCCCUCUAUCCUUCCUACUGUCAUCAUUUCAACCACAAUCCCUCCACCCUUCAUCAUCUCUCCCUUUUUACUGAAAUGUUUUUGUUGCAACUGUCUGUAUCUUCAUAAACGCACAAGUAAGAGUAUAUGGACCGACCGUGGAGCCUUGUCUAAGUUUAAAGAACGAGAGUGAUCAGUUUGUUUAAUAUGUAACACCCCUCAUGUAUGUUGUUUCUCACUGUGUAUUGGAGAAAAAGUAACAUCAGCUUGCAGGGAGGCCUUUGGUUAUUCAUAAUUUGAAAAAAAAAAAAAGUGCAUUCUUUCACAAGAGCCCAAAGUUUUCUCUUUUAGGUUUCCUACUGUGCAGAUCAACAGCUAAAACAAUUCUCCAGCAAUGAUCAUGUAAUCCUAAAGACAUGAAGCACGGUAUUUUUGAAUGUUUAGUGUGUUCAUUUGAAUAAAUGGGAUUAAUCAGUAUUAUCAGUUGAUUUUCUGGCAAUUAACUAACAAAAUAAUCCAAAAAUGGCUACUUAAAAAAAAAAAAAAAA
This is a messenger RNA of Morone saxatilis (striped sea-bass), 3718 nucleotides long. RefSeq names its product MMS19 homolog, cytosolic iron-sulfur assembly component (gene mms19). Gene Ontology annotation, cellular component: cytosolic [4Fe-4S] assembly targeting complex; MMXD complex. The record is from RefSeq and is a predicted model, not a curated record. NCBI's taxonomy places the organism in Eukaryota, Metazoa, Chordata, Actinopteri, Moronidae. Gene Ontology annotation, biological process: iron-sulfur cluster assembly.